AACUGAAGUGUCGAUGCGUUUAUGCAGAGACGAGGUAAAAAACCUUAGGUCCACUAAUAACGAGUUUACACUUAUAUCAUUUUUUAAAUUAGCAGUUUUUCCUGAGAAGCCAUGGACGAAGUGGCUGGCGCUCAGCUGAUAGCUGAGUCUCUGAAGACCCAGAAAGUAGAGUACAUGUUUGGGAUAGUUGGUGUUCCUGUCAUUGAAGUGGCCAUGGCUGCUCAGGCUGCAGGCAUCAAAUAUGUCGGAAUGCGCAACGAACAGGCGGCGUGUUAUGCAGCAUCUGCCGUUGGAUACAUGACAGGGAGACCAGGAGCAUGCCUGGUGGUGUCUGGACCUGGACUGAUUCAUGCUUUGGGUGGGAUGGCCAACGCCAACAUGAACUGCUGGCCUGUGGUGGUUAUUGGAGGGUCCUCAGACCGAAACCAGGAAACAGCCGGAGCCUUUCAGGAGUUUCCUCAGGUGGAGGCGUGCCGUCUGUACAGCAAAUUUUCUGCCAGGCCGAGCAGUCUGGAAGCCAUCCCCUCCGUCAUAGAGAAGGCGGUCCGCAGUAGCAUUUACGGGCGUCCGGGCGCAGUUUAUGUCGACAUUGCAGGGGACAUGGUCAAUGCUAAAGUGGACCGGAACAAAGUCAGACAUGUGUACUGCUGUCCUCCUCCUCCUGUGAGUUUGGCCGACCACAGUGCYGUCAGUGAAGCUGUCUCCAUCUUAAAAGCAGCCAAGGCACCUUUAGUCAUCAUUGGCAAAGAGCCCUCCUGCAGGCUGACGUUGUGCUUCUGCUUGGUGCCCGACUGAACUGGAUUCUGCAUUUUGGUCUGCCGCCCAGAUUUAACGCUAACGUAAAGAUCAUCCAGGUUGAUCUCUGUGCCGAGGAGAUGGGCAACAAUGUGAGGCCRGCUGUUGCUCUCCUGGGGGACGUUAGUGCUAUUACCGCACAGCUUGUGACAUGUGUCCGCAAAGAUGGCUGGAAAUAUCCCUCUAAUACAGAGUGGUGGAGCACGCUGAAGGAGAAAAUUGCCGCCAAUGCGAAAAUAUCAAAAGCACUUUCUCUUAAAGCCACACUGCCCAUGAACUACUACACAGUGUUCCACCACAUCUCAGAGUUGCUGCCACAUGACUGCAUCAUUGUCAGCGAGGGUGCAAACACCAUGGACAUCGGCCGCACCAUGCUGAACAACUACUUACCUCGACACAGGUUGGAUGCRGGCACUUUUGGAACAAUGGGAGUUGGCCUUGGGUUUGCUGUAGCAGCUGCUGCYGUGGAGAGGAGCAGGGACAAAAGCAGGAGGGUUGUCUGCGUGGAAGGAGACAGCGCUUUUGGAUUUUCUGGCAUGGAGGUUGAGACCAUGUGCAGGUAUAAUCUACCUGUGGUGAUAAUCGUGGUCAAUAAUAACGGCAUUUACAGCGGAGUAGAUUCUGAAACAUGGAAAGAAAUGGCAAAAAUGGGAGAUCUGACUUCUAUAGCCCCUCCUGUGUCCCUCCUGCCUGAUGCUCGCUACGAUGAGGUGAUGGCAGCGUUCGGAGGCCGAGGUUUUCUGGUGAGGACYGUGGAGGAGCUGCGCAGCGCCUUACAGCUCAGCCUGAGUGACUGGGAGAGACCCAGUCUCCUCAACGUGCUCAUUGACCCGUCGUCUGAUAGGAAACAACAGGAGUUUCCUUGGCUGACUCGAUCAAACCUCUAGACUUUAAUCCUCAUCCAAAAUCAAGCAACAAUGAUGCUUUUCCUCUGGAAACAGUAAUAUUAAUCUUUUCUUUGAUUGUUUCUGUGAAAUAACAAUUUAUUUUCAUAAUAAUUACUACACUGUAGUAUUUAAAUACAUAACAUUAAAACAUUUUUAAAUGUAUACAAAACACUCUUUAUAAAUACUGUCAGUAUUUUUACUCUUAUUUGUGAGUGUUCCCAUGAUUAUUAUCUAGGUUCAUUUUUGAUCAAUAAAGUAUAUUAAAAAAUAA
Molecule: messenger RNA, 1953 nt
Organism: Austrofundulus limnaeus
Lineage: Eukaryota; Metazoa; Chordata; Actinopteri; Cyprinodontiformes; Rivulidae
Gene: hacl1
Product: 2-hydroxyacyl-CoA lyase 1
Biological process (GO): fatty acid alpha-oxidation
Cellular component (GO): peroxisome
Molecular function (GO): thiamine pyrophosphate binding; catalytic activity; magnesium ion binding
Source: RefSeq, a predicted model, not a curated record